Neofelis nebulosa (Clouded leopard) is the source of this 1797-nucleotide messenger RNA. RefSeq names its product leukotriene B4 receptor (gene LTB4R). Gene Ontology annotation, biological process: complement receptor mediated signaling pathway; phospholipase C-activating G protein-coupled receptor signaling pathway; inflammatory response. Gene Ontology annotation, cellular component: plasma membrane. Gene Ontology annotation, molecular function: complement receptor activity; leukotriene receptor activity. The record is from RefSeq and is a predicted model, not a curated record. Lineage: Eukaryota; Metazoa; Chordata; Mammalia; Carnivora; Felidae. The transcript is spliced from 2 exons. Bases 567 to 1565 code for a protein of 332 amino acids.
AAUUAUUACAUGAUAUUAUUUACAUGACAUGUAAAGAUAUCCAACAUUCUGGCCUCUCAAUCUGAGCCCAUUUCCCUUCUCCAGCUUCCUUCCCUCCUUCUCCUGUAUGACCCAGGGCAGUUCUCCAGUCUAGACCUGCAUCUGAGGCCACACCCCAGCCUACUCACUCCCCUCACCCCUCUUUCCUCUCCCUGCACCUUCUUGGGCUCUUCUCAUCUGGUCCCACCCCUGAGGAGUCCUCCUCCCUGCUAGGCUCUUCUGGAACACAAAGACCAUCCCUCCCCCCUCCCCAGUGAAGGGAGGGCUAGGAGUUUCAGCCCCACCCUCAGGAAGAUGUGUCUUCCCCCUCCUCUGCUUCUUGGUACUUCCUCUCUGGCCAACGUAGCUGACAGCACCGAGACCUGGGGCCAGGACCCUGGAACUGGGACAGAUCUGGUAAUAGGCUACGCCACUCUGCCCUGGCCUUGGGAUUGGCACCAGCUUCCAACCAGUACACGGCAAAGUCUGUAAGUCCUUGCAGUGGCCCCGGACGCUACAUCUUCUGCAGCACCUCCUCACUAGGUGUCAUGUUCAUCGUUCUGCUGACGAUCAUCCUCCUGUCAGUGGCACUGGUUGUGGGGCUUCCCGGCAACAGCUUUGUGGUGUGGAGCAUCCUGGUAAAGAUGCAGAAGCGCUCUGUCACUGCCUUGUUGGUGCUGAACUUGGCCCUGGCCGACUUGGCUGUAUUGCUUACUGCCCCCUUUUUCCUCCACAACGUGGCCCAACGCACCUGGGUGUUCGGACUGGCUGCCUGCCGCCUGUUUCACUAUGUCUGCGGAGUCAGCAUGUACGCCAGCGUCCUGCUGAUCACGACCAUGAGUCUGGACCGCUCGCUGGCGGUUGCCCUCCCCUUUGUGUCCCAGAAGUUUCGUACCAAGGCCGUUGCCUGGUGGGUACUGGCAGGCAUCUGGGUGAUGUCCCUUCUGCUGGCCACGCCCGUCGUCGUGUACCGCACGGUGACCUUGGCACCGAACAACUGGAGCCUGGUGUGCUUCCUGAAGUACCCCAGCGAACGACUCAACGCCUUCCAUCUACUCUUCGAGGCCCUCACCGGCUUCCUGCUGCCCUUCCUGGUGGUGGUGGCCAGCUACUCCGACAUCGGUCGCAGGCUGCAGGCCCGGCGCUUCCGCCGAAGCCGCCGCACGGGCCGCCUGGUGGCGCUCAUCAUCCUGACCUUCGCUGCCUUCUGGCUGCCCUACCACGUGGUGAACUUGGCCGAGGCGGGCCGGUUGCUGGCCGGCGGGGAGGCGGGGCCGUUGAAGAACCGGCUGCUCCUGGCGCGCUACGUGUUCAUCGCGCUGGCCUUUCUGAGCAGUAGCGUGAACCCCGUGCUGUACGCGUGCGCCGGCGGUGGCCUGCUGCGCUCGGCCGGCGUGGGCUUCGUCGCCAAGCUGUUGGAGGCCACCGGCUCCGAGGCGUCCAGCACCCGCCGCGGGGGCACCCUGGCCCAGACGGUGAGGGGCGCCCCCGCCACUCCCGAGAAUGGCACCACCGAGAGCCUCACCGUCUCCAACCCUCUCCAGUGAAGCGAACUGAACUAGGUCUGGGUGGUGGUGGUGGUGGUGCCGCCGCUGUUGGUGGAAGGUCGGCUUUCCUCCUGGCGGAAUGCCCCCACGUUGGCCUGGCCCAGUGCUGUACCCCUAGGAGGAGAACGCCAGUGGGGUGGAGCAGAAGAGGAGGGAGGGGCGGGGCAGGUGAGGGCCCAGUGAAAGCCUGGGGCAGCUUUGCUAUUAAAACUGAAGCCUCAAAUUGGGUCAA